AUGAGCAAAAGCACCUGGAAUAGAAACCGUAGCUGCGUUUCCUAUAGAUCUGAUGCUUUGAUCGAGGGUUUGGAGCAUCUCCAGGGCUUGAUCUUGGAAGAUGGCCGUAAUGGUACCAUACAGUGCCCUCACAACCAGUGCUGUUUUGGCAUCUGGAACCUGACCCAAGGACAACCGCGAGCCAAGCUGCAAGGUUGUUGGUUUAGCGAAAAUGAACCCUGUGAUUCUUCAGCCUGUGUGUCUCAAACAGCUGCCCCCAUGUUAUCCUGUAGGUGUCAAGCCGAUCUGUGUAAUGCCCAUGUCAGCUAUGGUGGGCCAGGAGAGAACCAUGCGGAGUCCUUGCCUAGCCCCAGUGAGAUCUUCUGGAUCAUCGCAGCCUGCCCUGUUCUGUUCUUCCUGGGUUUUCUGAUUUUUCUAGUUCUAAGGCACUGGAAAGCUCCUGCAGUACUGCUAAACCCAGAAGAAGCUGGAGAGCUCACCAAGGUCAUCACAACCUCAGAGCAAAAGGAUAAGAGAAAAGUGCCCAGACAGAAGCUUCCAGACCUUCAGUUUCUGCAGGUUCUCCAUAAUGGGCAGUUCUCCAAAGUGUGGCAAGGGACCUUCCACCAGCAGCCUGUAGCCAUCAAGGUCUUUCCCCCUUUCUGCUACCGGCAAUUUGCAUCAGAGUGGGCUGUGCACAGCCUCCCACUGAUGGGACAUGACAACGUGGUCCAGCUCAUGGCUGCUGGGUGUGGAGGACCAACUGAGCAACAGGGUGGCCUUUUGGUGCUGACGCUGUACCCACUGGGAUCCCUGAGAAAUUUUCUCAGACAGCAUGUUUGCUCCUGGGACAUUUCCAUCCGGCUGGGAUCAUCCUUUGCCAGGGGCCUUGCUUUCUUACAUGGGGAGCAGUGGAAGGAAGGUCUGCAUAAACCGGGGGUGGCACACCGAGACCUGAGCAGCCAGAACGUGCUGGUGCGGGAAGACAGGACUUGUGCCAUCACUGACUUUGGCCUCGCCAUGACUCUGCCCGUGCACCAUGAGCGAUGGAGGGAGGGCCCUGCAGAAGGCAUCAUUCACAAGGUGGGGGCCCCACGCUACAUCGCUCCUGAAAUUUUGGAUGAAACGCUGAACCUGCAGGACUUAAGCUCCGCACUGAGGCAGGCGGAUGUCUACUCCCUUGCCCUGGUGCUAUGGGAAAUCCUGAUGCGAUGCUCUGCACUCUUCCCAGAGAAUAGUAUCCCUGAGUUCCAGCUGGCUUAUGAAGCAGAGCUGGGCAGCAACCCUUCGUACAGUGAGCUGCGGAAGCUGGCUGUGGAGGAAAGGGGGAGACCAGCUAUUCCAGCAUCCUGGAGAAGAUUUGGGCAUGUGGCUUUCUUACAAGAGAUCCUAGAGGACUGCUGGGAUCCUGAACCCGAGGCUCGCUUGCAAGCUGAAUGCGCCCAGCAGAGGCUACUGUGCCUGGGUGCUGAGGAUCUGGUGAAAGAGUACUGAGGUUGAAGCACUGAAUUGCUUUCCGUUCCACUUUGUUUGGACAUGAGCCCUUGCUUAGAAGACCUCUUCUUUGUUUUGUUUUGUUACAUUUAAAAAAAAAAUAAAAAGAAGAACUCUUCUGCCUCUUGAGAGCAGUUAAGAGGUCCUGGAAUAACUUCUGCCACACAUGGCAUCCCAACAGGGCCCUUUCUGGGCCACAUCACAAUGGAAUGGCUGAGUUUCCUAGCAUUUUUAAUAAAUUCUGCCCUCUUUACACAA
Molecule: messenger RNA, 1731 nt
Organism: Varanus komodoensis (Komodo dragon)
Lineage: Eukaryota; Metazoa; Chordata; Lepidosauria; Squamata; Varanidae
Gene: AMHR2
Product: anti-Mullerian hormone receptor type 2
Exons: 10
Coding region: 1-1473 (490 amino acids)
Biological process (GO): cellular response to growth factor stimulus; BMP signaling pathway; protein phosphorylation
Cellular component (GO): plasma membrane; signaling receptor complex
Molecular function (GO): ATP binding; transforming growth factor beta receptor activity
Source: RefSeq, a predicted model, not a curated record